This is a messenger RNA of Penicillium pulvis, 759 nucleotides long. RefSeq lists its product as uncharacterized. The record is from RefSeq and is a predicted model, not a curated record. The coding region runs from base 1 to 759 and encodes 252 amino acids. The transcript has a single exon. Lineage: Eukaryota; Fungi; Ascomycota; Eurotiomycetes; Eurotiales; Aspergillaceae.
AUGGCAACGACCUGCUCUGAGCUCGACGCCUCGUUUGACAUACUCUCUGGAACGAUGUUCAUCAAGCAAAAAGUCCGCGACCCAGAAGUCUGGCCCGACAUUCAACAUGAAAGUUUGGUGCAGUUCAACCAGAGAAACAGCACAUUCGUCAACCUGGAAGGCCUCGCAGGAAACUCCUUACUAUUCACAUACAUGAUCAAUCCGCCCAACACUAAGAUGAAAACAAGCUCCAGCUCUAUCACCAAGCAUAUCUGGGGACGCACCAGCGCAAAGCUAAGAACCUGCCACCAAUGGUACGGGUGGGAAACAGACACAAAUGGCAACGAAGGCCCACUCUACCAAUAUCUCAUGAAUUGCGACGGCGAGCAAAUCUUACAGCUGCAUUUUCCCAAUGACCGUAUUGAAGGUUGGAAGUCUGUCGCCAUGAUUCUACUCACUUACCGCAAGAUCAAUCCGGUUAUAUGGCACCAUCUCAGAACCCGAACUACUAGUUGUGAACUUGCGGGUUUUGAUUGGGCGCAAGUUGAAGAUCGAAUGGGGUCGCAGCAUGUGUAUUUGUACGCAGAUGUGGAGGCCAAAGCGAAGAGACCCCGCGUUACUAAGGCUGAUACAGUUAUGAAAAUGGCAGAGUUGUCGGAGUACAUGGGGUCAGAUAUAACUCUUAAGGCUCGAGGGUUUGCAGAUCUCGCCGGGGCUGUGGACCGGCAUACUAUUUAUCAUGCUUUGAAUUCGGGUGAUUUGGGGUUCAGGGGCCUCUGA